This is a messenger RNA of Ambispora leptoticha, 402 nucleotides long. NCBI's taxonomy places the organism in Eukaryota, Fungi, Glomeromycota, Glomeromycetes, Archaeosporales, Ambisporaceae. The record is from the annotation of a GenBank genome assembly.
AUGAGUAAGUUACAAAACAAGAAAUCUCCCUAUCCAUUUCCUCAUUAUGGAGAAAUUUAUCUAGUCUAUUUCAAUCCUAAAAAAGGCAAAGAAAUUGGUAAACUUCGUCCAGCAUUGGUAAUUAGCAAUGAUAUCCAAAACGAAUAUGAUCACCAUAUUAUCGUGGCACCUUUAUCUGACGAGGAUUGGGAAAAUUUGGCUGAAAUUCAGCAUCUCGAAAUAUUAAUUAGAGUUAAUUCUAUUAAUGGUUUAGACAAAGAUAGCAAAAUUUUGCUUAACCGAGUGCGAGCCAUUGACAAAAAAUUCCGUUUACGAGAUUAUUGCGGAAUGGCUAGUCAGGAGAUAAUGGAACAAGUAAACAAAGGUUUAGAACUAGUUUUGAAUCUUAGAAGAGAAUUUUAA